CUAAAAAUUUUUCUUUAUCAAAUAACCCAAAGUUUGAUGAUCCUUUAUUCAAUGUUCUUAAAAGAAAAAAAAAAUCAAAAGCAGAAGUGGAAAAUGAUCACCAAAACCACAAAUCAGGUCAACAAAACCUCCUGCUUAAGGGUAAAAGAAAAAAAAAAGAGGAAAGAAAGGUCAACAAAACCUCCAAAACCAACAGCCCCACUAACCAAACUUCUUGUAUAAAUAGAAGCAGCCUUCAAAACAAAGUCUUCAGAGAAAACAAACAUUCAGAUUUUCCCAAAAUGGCAAGGCAACUGCAAAUACUGCAUCCUCCACAAGGCACAGCUCAGAUUGGCAUGGCUGGUGUGAGCCUUCUCUUCUGUGCUUUUGCAUUGUUCAUGUGUGCUUCCCACGCCCGGAAAUGGCGCCGUCGCUGGAAUGCUUGCUUGGAUUACGGCUUUGAGUUUGAGGACCCUGUAAUAGAGCUGAACCAGGAAGCAACGGUUGUGACUACGCACCGAGCGAAUGCCACCGAGCUGGAGAAUGGCAAUGAUGAAAUGUUCUUCAGCAGAGAGCAACAAGCUGCUGUAUGGCAGAAGAACAUACUCAUGGGUGGGAAGUGUCAGCUGCCAGACUUCUCGGGCGUCAUAUUAUACGACGCUGAUGGAAAUGCUGUAACCCCUGCCAAAACUCCCUAUCCGUUACUCACCUGGAAGUGAAGAGACAUAUCGCAAAUUGC
Messenger RNA from Momordica charantia (bitter melon), 718 nucleotides. Its product is annotated as nucleolar protein. The record is from RefSeq and is a predicted model, not a curated record. Lineage: Eukaryota; Viridiplantae; Streptophyta; Magnoliopsida; Cucurbitales; Cucurbitaceae.